This is a messenger RNA of Gambusia affinis (western mosquitofish), 10247 nucleotides long. RefSeq names its product talin 2a (gene tln2a). The record is from RefSeq and is a predicted model, not a curated record. Gene Ontology annotation, biological process: cell-cell adhesion. Gene Ontology annotation, cellular component: cytoskeleton; ruffle; plasma membrane. NCBI's taxonomy places the organism in Eukaryota, Metazoa, Chordata, Actinopteri, Cyprinodontiformes, Poeciliidae. Gene Ontology annotation, molecular function: structural constituent of cytoskeleton; actin filament binding; integrin binding. Bases 291 to 7925 code for a protein of 2544 amino acids. The transcript is spliced from 59 exons.
UCCACGCACAUCUAACAACACUGUCGCUUCGCCGCGCUCUCUCUCCCUCUCUCUCACAUACACACACAGCACACCGUCCGGAGCCACUUGGAAAUUUCUCUCAACGUGCAGGAUAUCUCGGUGCUAAGCAGCGGGACUGCAUGCUGGCCGGCUGCUGGUUUAUGUGCGUCUUGUCGCUUGAAAUGCCCCAGCAGCGCAUCUGAAGCUGUGAAGAUCAGCAGAAACCCUCAGACUGCAUUUACCUCAGCAAAAAGGUGUAGCUGCAGUACCUUCCCACACUGCCAGUCAAGAUGGUGGUGUUGUCGCUCAAAAUCUGCGUGCGACAAUGCAACGUUGUGAAGACGAUGCAGUUUGAGCCCUCCACAGCUGUUUAUGAUGCCUGCAGGAUUAUCAGAGAGAGGGUCCCCGAGGCUCAGACUGGACAGGCCUCAGAUUACGGCCUCUUCCUGUCUGAUGAAGACCCCCGGAAAGGGAUCUGGUUGGAGUCUGGAAGGACACUGGACUAUUACAUGCUCCGUAACGGGGAUAUUCUUGAAUACAAGAAGAAGCAGAGGCCCCAGAAAAUCAAAAUGUUGGAUGGAGCCGUUAAAACAAUCAUGGUGGAUGACUCAAAAACAGUGGGCGAGCUGCUUGUGACUAUUUGCAGCAGAAUAGGCAUCACAAACUAUGAGGAGUACUCUCUGAUCCAGGAGACGGUGGAGGAAAAGAGGGAGGACGGGACGGGGACGCUGAAAAAGGACAGGACACUGCUGCGAGACGAGAGGAAGAUGGAGAAACUGAAAGCCAAACUGCACACAGAUGAUGACUUGAACUGGCUGGACCACAGCAGAACAUUUAGAGAACAGGGCGUGGACGAGAACGAGACUCUGCUGCUUAGACGCAAGUUCUUCUACUCAGACCAGAACGUUGACUCCAGAGACCCAGUCCAACUCAACCUGCUUUACGUACAGGCACGAGAUGACAUCCUGAAUGGUUCCCACCCUGUGUCUUUUGACAAAGCCUGUGAGUUUGGAGGCAUUCAGGCCCAGAUCCAGUUUGGACCUCACAUAGAGCACAAACACAAGCCUGGAUUCUUAGAUCUGAAAGAGUUCUUGCCCAAAGAGUACAUAAAACAACGAGGAGCUGAGAAGAAAAUAUUUCAGGAACACAAAAACUGUGGAGAAAUGACAGAGAUUGAAGCAAAAGUGAAGUAUGUCAAACUGGCACGGUCUUUGCGAACGUACGGCGUCUCCUUCUUCCUCGUCAAGGAAAAGAUGAAGAGUAAGAACAAGCUGGUGCCUCGGCUCCUGGGGAUCACCAAGGAGUCGGUGAUGAGAGUGGAUGAGAAGACCAAAGAUGUGGUUCAGGAAUGGCCUCUCACUACGGUGAAGAGGUGGGCUGCGUCGCCCAAGAGCUUUACGCUGGACUUUGGGGAGUACCAGGAGAGCUACUACUCAGUGCAGACCACCGAAGGGGAACAGAUCUCUCAGCUCAUCGCCGGUUAUAUUGAUAUCAUCCUCAAAAAGAAGCAAAGCAAGGACCGGUUUGGAUUAGAGGGUGAUGAGGAGUCAACCAUGCUGGAGGAAUCGGUUUCCCCUAAAAAGUCCACGAUACUUCAGCAGCAGUUUAACCGCGUGGGUCAGGUGAACCAAAGCUCUGUGGCGUUGCCGGGAGUGAUCCGCUCUGGCUCUAUUGGCACCGAGUCGCCCAGCAUGGGCACCAUGCCGUCCCCUCAGCAGCAGAUCACCAUGGGUCAGAUGCACCGUGGCCACAUGCCUCCACUGAGUUCAGCGCAGCAGGCUCUGAUGGGAACCAUCAACACCAGCAUGCAAGCUGUUCAAAAAGCCCAAAUAGACCUGGGAGAGGUUGACGACCUCCCGCCGCUGGGGCAGGAUAUGGCCUCCAAAGUAUGGAUCCAGAACAAGAUGGACGAAUCGAAACAUGAGAUCCACUCGCAGGUUGAUGCCAUCACUGCAGGAACAGCUUCUGUUGUGAACCUCACAGCCGGUGAUCCCACUGACACAGACUACACCGCUGUGGGCUGCGCCAUCACCACCAUUUCCUCCAAUCUGACGGAAAUGUCAAAGGGUGUGAAACUGCUGGCCGCGCUGAUGGAGGACGAUGUGGGAGGAGGUAACGACCUGAUGAAGGCUGCCAGGACGCUCGCAGGUGCCGUGUCCGACCUCCUGAAGGCCGUGGAGCCGACCUCCGGAGAGACCAGACAAACAGUGCUGACCGCUGCAGGUAGCAUCGGUCAGGCCAGUGGAGACCUCCUGCGACAGAUCGGUGAGAAUGAGACAGACGAGAGGUUCCAGGAUGUCUUGAUGAAUUUGGCCAAAGCGGUGGCCAACGCGGCGGCCAUGUUGGUGCUGAAGGCCAAGAAUGUCGCUCAAGUUGCAGAGGACACGGUCCUGCAGAAUCGGGUCAUUGCUGCCGCCACACAGUGCGCCCUCUCCACCUCCCAACUUGUGGCUUGUGCAAAGGUGGUGAGUCCGACCAUCAGCUCUCCGGUUUGUCAGGAGCAGUUGAUCGAAGCCGGGAAACUGGUGGACCGCUCGGUGGAGAGCUGUGUCCAGGCCUGUCUCUCAGCCACCGAGGACGGGGAGCUGCUUAAACAGGUGAGCGCAGCAGCAAGUGUUGUGAGUCAGGCGCUGGCAGAUCUUCUGCAACAUGUCCGUCAGUACACUGCCAGAGGAGAGCCAAUCGGGCGCUACGACCAGGCCACAGACACCAUCAUGACCGUCACAGAGAGCAUCUUUACUUCCAUGGGAGACGCAGGAGAGAUGGUUCGGCAGGCUCGGGUUUUGGCUCAGGCUACCUCAGACCUGGUGAAUGCCAUGAGGUCUGAUGCUGAGGUCGAGGUGGACGUGGACAACUCCAAGAAGCUGCUGGCAGCUGCCAAACUGCUGGCAGACGCCACUGCAAGGAUGGUAGAGGCAGCAAAGGGUGCAGCUGCGUACCCAGAGAAUGAGGACCAGCAGCAGAGGCUGAGGGAGGCUGCUGAGGGCCUGCGGGUGGCCACCAACGCUGCGGCUCAGAACGCCAUCAAGAAGAAGCUCAUCAACAGGCUGGAGAACGCCGCCAAGCAAGCUGCGGCUGCAGCCACACAGACCAUCGCUGCGGCGCAGAACGCUGCCGCCUCCAACAAGAAUACAGCAGCUCACCAGCAGCUGGUGCAGAGCUGUAAGGCUGUUGCAGACCACAUCCCCCAGCUCGUCCAGGGAGUCCGAGGCAGCCAGGCAAAACCAGAGGACCUGAGUGCCCAGUUGGCCCUUAUCAUUGCCAGCCAGAACUUCCUGCAGCCUGGUAGUAAGAUGGUGACCUCGGCCAAGUCAUCUGUUCCCACAGUGACCGAUCAGGCCGCGGCCAUGCAACUGGGUCAGUGUGCCAAAAACCUGGCCACCUGCCUGGCUGAGCUCAGGACAUCUGUACAGAAGGCUCAUGAAGCUUGUGGCCCCAUGGAGAUCGACUCGGCGCUCACCGCCAUCCAGACCCUGAGAAGCGAACUGCAAGACGCAAAGCUGGCUGCAGCAAACACCCAGCUCAAACCUCUGCCUGGAGAAUCGUUGGAGAAAUGUGCUCAGGAUCUGGGCAGCACCUCAAAGGCUGUGGGAUCCUCCAUGGCUCAGCUGCUUACAUGUGCAGCUCAAGGAAAUGAGCAUUACACUGGAAUCGCUGCCAGAGAGACGGCUCAGGCCUUGAAGACCCUUGCCCAGGCAGCACGAGGUGUUGCCGCUUCCACCACCGACCCCAAGGCUGCUGCCGCCAUGCUGGACUCGGCCCGAGACGUCAUGGAGGGCUCGGCGCUUCUGAUCCAUGAGGCCAAGCAGGCGCUGAUGUCCGACGGAGACGCUGAGAGUCAGCAGAGGCUGGCGCAGGUGGCUAAAGCCGUCUCUCACUCCCUGAAUAACUGCGUCAACUGUCUGCCUGGCCAGAAGGACGUCGACAUGGCUCUGAAGAGCAUCGGCGAGGCCAGCAAGAAACUUCUAAUUGAAACUAUCCCUCCGGCCUCCAAGUCGUUUCAGGAAGCCCAGAAUGAUCUGACUCAGUCGGCAGCAGACCUGAACCAGUCGGCAGGCGAGGUGGUCCACGCCUCCAGAAGUUCCAGCAACCAGCUGGCUUCAGCCUCUGGAAAGUUCAGCCAGGACUUUGAUGAGUUUCUGGAUGCUGGCAUAGAAAUGGCUGGGCACACACAGAAAAAGGAUGACCAGGUGCAAGUGAUUGGCAACCUGAAAAACAUCUCCAUGGCUUCCAGUAAAUUGUUGCUGGCUGCUAAAAGUCUGUCUGUGGACCCUGCAGCUGCAAACGUCAAAAACCUGCUCGCUGCUGCAGCAAGGGCGGUGACUGACAGCAUUAACCAGCUGAUCACGCUGUGUACCCAGCAGGCCCCCGGCCAGAAGGAGUGUGACAACGCCCUUAGAGAGUUGGAGGCUGUCAGAGGAAUGCUGGACAACCCCAGCGAACCCAUCAGUGACUUGUCAUACUUUGACUGCAUUGAGAGUGUGAUGGAGAACUCCAAGGUCCUGGGAGAGUCCAUGGCUGGCAUUUCUCAGAACUGUAAGACCGGGGAUGUGCCCUCGUUUGGAGACUGUGUUGGCUCUGCCUCCAAAGCCCUCUGUGGCCUCACUGAAGCUGCAGCACAGGCCUCCUACCUGGUGGGUGUAUCGGACCCCAACAGUCAGGCUGGACACCAGGGGUUGGUGGAUCCCAUCCAGUUUGGCAGGGCCAACCAGGCUAUCCAGAUGGCCUGUCAGAACCUAGUGGACCCACAGAGCAGCCCUUCCCAGGUGCUGUCUGCAGCCACAAUUGUUGCAAAGCACACCUCUGCAUUGUGCAACGCCUGCCGUCUGGCCUCCUCCAAGACCGUUAACCCAGUUGCUAAAAGGCACUUUGUACAAUCUGCCAAGGAGGUGGCUAACACCACUGCCAACCUGGUCAAAACCAUCAAGGCUCUAGAUGGUGAUUUCUCAGAGGAGAACAGGAACAGGUGUCGGGUCGCCACCGCUCCGCUCAUCGAAGCCGUGGAGAACCUGACGACGUUCGCCUCCAACCCAGAAUUUGCAAGCGUCCCGGCUAAAAUCAGCAAUGAGGGCUCAGCAGCUCAGGUACCCAUCCUCCACUCGGCACGCUCCAUGCUCGACAGCUCCACCCACCUGCUCAAAACGGCACGUUCAUUGGUUAUCAACCCCAAGGACCCGCCCACUUGGUCCGUUCUGGCUGGUCACUCUCGCACCGUCUCCGACUCCAUCAAGGGUCUCAUCACAGCCAUCCGAGACAAGGCCCCUGGCCAGCGGGAGUGCGAUUCAUCAAUUGAUAAUAUUAACAAAUGUAUCCGAGACAUUGAGCAGGCCUCUCUGGCCGCUGUCAGCCAGAACCUCCCCAGCAGGGACGACAUCUCACUAGAGGCGCUACAAGAGCAGCUGACCUCUGCUGUGCAGGAAAUUGGUUACUUAAUUGACCCUGUUUCAACAGCUGCCAGAGGCGAAGCUUCCCAACUAGGACACAAGGUUACCCAGCUAGCUGGUUACUUUGAACCUCUCAUCAAGGCUUCUGUGGGUGUUGCCUCCAAGCUCAGUGACCAUCAGCAGCAGAUGACUUUCCUGGACCAAACAAAGACACUGGCUGAGUCUGCCCUGCAGAUGCUCUAUGCUGCAAAGGAGGGUGGAGGAAAUCCAAAGGCAGCCCAUACCCAUGAUGCCAUUGCGGAGGCAGCUCAGCUCAUGAAGGAGGCAGUGGAUGACAUGAUGGUGACGCUGAACGAGGCGGCCAGUGAGGUGGGCAUGGUGGGAGGAAUGGUGGAGUCCAUCGCUGAGGCCAUGGCCAAGCUUGAUGAAGGAACGCCUGCCGAACCUGAAGGCUCCUUUGUGGAUUACCAGACUAACAUGGUGAAACAUUCAAAGGCUAUUGCAGUUACUGCCCAGGAGAUGAUGACCAAAUCAGUGACCUGUCCGGAUGAGCUGGGGGCUCUGGCCUCUCAAGUGACCGUGGACUACAGCCAGUUGGCCGUCCAGGGGCGGCUGGCUGCUCACACUGCUGAGCCAGAAGAGAUUGGCUUCCAGAUCAAGAGCCGAGUGCAGGAGCUCGGUCAUGGCUGCAUCUUCCUGGUCCAGAAGGCCGGAGCUUUGCAGAUCAGCCCAUCCGACAGCUUCACCAAGCGGGAGCUCAUCGACUGCGCCCGUGCUGUCACAGAGAAGGUGUCCUUGGUGCUGUCAGCCCUCCAGGCUGGUAAUAAGGGCACCCAAGCCUGCAUCACCGCUGCCAGCGCCGUGUCGGGCAUAAUCGCAGAUCUGGACACCACCAUCAUGUUUGCAUCUGCAGGCACGCUCAAUGCAGAGAAUGACGAGUCCUUUGCAGACCACAGGGAAAACAUUCUGAAGACUGCCAAAGCCCUGGUUGAGGACACCAAGAUGCUCGUGUCCGGAGCCGCUUCUGGUCAGGACAAAUUGGCCCAGGCUGCCCAGUCUUCUGCCAAAACCAUCACCCAGCUCACCGAUGUUGUCAAACUGGGAGCAGCCAGCAUUGGCUCUGAUGACCCCGAGACACAGGUGGUUCUGAUUAAUGCAGUCAAAGAUGUGGCCAAGGCGCUAGCUGAGCUCAUUAGUGCCACCAAGUGUGCGGCCGGGAAGGCAGCAGAUGAUCCGUCUAUGUACCAGCUGAAAAGUGCUGCUAAGGUGAUGGUGACCAAUGUGACGUCCCUGCUGAAGACUGUCAAGGCUGUGGAGGACGAGGCGACUCGGGGCACCAGGGCGCUUGAGGCUACGAUCGAGUGUAUCAAACAGGAAAUGGCGCUGUUUCAGUCUAGGGACGCUCCUAAUAAGACCACCACACCAGAGGAGUUCAUACGCAUGACUAAGGGCAUCACCAUAGCUACCGCUAAAGCUGUGGCUGCAGGAAACUCUGCACGCCAAGAGGACAUCAUCCAUACAGCCAACCUGAGCCGCAAAGCUAUCUCUGACAUGCUAACAACCUGCAAGCAAGCAGCUUACCAUCCAGAGGUCAACGAAGAGGUCAAGAACAGAGCCCUGAUGUUUGGAGCAGAAUGCACAACUGGAUACAUUGAUCUGCUGGAACAAGUACUGCUGGUGAUGCAGAAGCCCUCAGCAGAGCAGAAGCAGCACUUGGCAGCUUGCUCCAAACGAGUGGCGGGCGCCGUCACGGAGCUCAUCCAGACUGCAGAGGCCAUGAAAGACGGAGGUUCGGAGUGGGUGGACCCCGAGGAUCCUACAGUGAUCGCAGAGACUGAGCUGCUUGGGGCCGCGGCGUCCAUCGAGGCGGCUGCGAAAAAGCUGGAGCAGCUGAAACCCAGAGUAAAGCCAAAGCAAGCAGACGAGACACUGAACUUUGAGGAGCAGAUCCUGGAGGCUGCCAAGUCCAUUGCCGCAGCCACCAGCGCGUUGGUCAAAUCUGCCUCAGCCGCUCAGAGGGAGCUCGUGGCCCAGGGCAAAGUGGGCUCCAUCCCUGCCAAUGCUGUGGACGAUGGACAGUGGUCCCAGGGGCUCAUCUCUGCUGCACGUAUGGUAGCGGCAGCAACAAGCAACCUGUGCGAAGCAGCCAACGCCUCAGUGCAAGGCCACGCCAGUGAGGAGAAGCUCAUCUCUUCAGCCAAACAGGUGGCGGCCUCCACCGCCCAGCUGCUGGUGGCCUGCAAGGUGAAGGCGGACCAGGACUCCGAGGCCAUGAGAAGACUGCAGAUUGCCGGGAACGCAGUAAAAAAGGCAUCAGACAAUUUGGUCCGGGCAGCUCAGAAAGCAGCUUUUGACAAAGCGGAUGAGGACAAUGUGGUUGUCAAGACAAAGUUUGUGGGUGGAAUAGCACAGAUCAUUGCAGCCCAGGAGGAGAUGCUGCGGAAGGAGCGGGAACUGGAGGACGCCAGGAAGAAGCUGGCUCAGAUCAGGCAGCAGCAGUACAAGUUUCUGCCAAGCGAGCUACGAGAAGACGCCAACUGAUACCUGCUGUGUGAUGAGCACAUCUGUGUUAGGUGUGGCAAACCUGGACAGGUGUAUGACCCCCGGUGACUUCUGUGACCGGUUCUUGAAAGACUGGUACUUCAUCGCAUGAAAAGAUCUUAAAUAGCUUCGAGUGGGUUUAAAAUACUACUGUGUGGAGUCAACUACUUCCUGCAAACAACACAAAGAAUGUGGUGACCUGACAGAACCUUGUCCUCUCUUAUACCGUCUAUAAUAACUACUUAACCCCGAAUGUGACAUCCCUCAGACAAACAGCACAGCUCACAUUUCACCCUAUAAGCUUUUGUUUUCCAUUUCCGCUUGCAGCUCCAUUAACACAAGCUUUCAAAUGAAGAACUGAUUGUACAUGCUGCUUGUAUCGCUUAGCCAUAUAAACACAUAAAUCUGAAAGCAAAAAGAAAAAAAAACUCCCCAAAACAUUUCAGCUUGGUACUCUGACUGUGUGAAUGUUGGUCUUUAUGCUCCAGUUGCACCUUAACGUCUGUGUGAAUCAUGUGAAGUGCUGUUGCACGUUUCUGCUUUAAUCCAGUGGUCAGUAACCAUAAUGUGAAGUAAGAUAAUCCAGUCUUAUAAAUAUUUUUUCCUCCAUUCUUCUUCCUGAUAUUUCUCAUCUCUUUAGGCAAAACAUAUGAAGAUGAAACACAUUUUACUGAUUUCUCAAAGACACUAUGAAUAUGUUUCGUUAUGUGUAACCACUGUGUUACAUUGUAAAUGUUUUUUUUUUCUUCUACAUCGGAAAACAUGUUACCACAGAGAUUAUUUAUUACCGUAGGAUAAUUUUAACUGGGAGGGGUCUAUUUUCAGGGUCAGAUAUGGUCUGAGUUUAUAGCAGCCAACAGCAGGGUGUCGGAUAUUUUCCAAAACCAUAAAAUGUUCUUCUUUUUUUUAUAUAUUGCUCAUCCUUCUAGGCGAUGAAAGUAUGAACAAUGCAAUAACAUAACAGGUGCUUUAGGGGGCAGCAUUGGUUACAUUUAUGCUGUGCAGAAAGUGAAAUGUGUUUUUUUUUUUUUUGUUUUUUUUUUUUAAGUAAAUAAAUAUUUCAGUGACCUUUGUAACUUGGCAGUUGUACAAAGAAAACUGAGACUACAUUUUUGUUAAUGCAUUGAUUUAUUUGGAGAGCACAGUAGCUGUCUCUUCUAGAGUUACUUAAUGACAAUUUCUAAAGCAAUAUCUUCACUGCCUGGUAUUUCUUUUGGUCAAAAUCAGCAACAAAAAUUGCUGCGAUCAGUUAACUCUCUCAAACAUUUGACUGCUGAGAGAAAGUAAAAAUGAAGCAAGUGCAAAGAUAAUCACAAAGUUUUGUCUUGUCUUUUGUUGCUGCGCCGCAACUUUAACCAACAAGCAGAACAAGUUAUGUUUACAGCGUUUGAUUGUGAUGUCAUCAAACCUUUCCCUCGUCUUAUUGUAGAGGCCAUUAAUCAGUUAGAUAUUACAUUAAACUGUAAGUUUAGGUCCUAGGUGAGGAUGCAAGGCUUUAUGCUUUAGGAGUAAUUCACACCUCAACAUAGCAACACUGUAUCCUGCAGCAUGUAAGCAGUGCGUUUUUCUGAGUUGACUUUUGUUUCAGUUGAUUUCUGGCAUUGUGACCUGUGGGUGUGGACAUUUUGAAAGAGAUGGGGAGCAUCCACCGCUUAUCAGUACAGUCUGUAGUGUUAUUAUUAUUAGUGCCUUAGUCGUUUACUCAUACAGCGUCUGCUGCUACAGCGAUAGCUUCACGUAGAAGACAUGUUUUUGCUCGGAAACGUCGGUUCCUGUCUGUGGUAUUUUAACAUGCUGUUCCUUUAAGUGCUGAAACAACUGCGCCUCCUUUAUCUCUCCUCUCUGCCACAUGUAAAGCCUUUUCUGGGGGCGGGGGGUGACAAAUGGACUGUCUGCCAGUCAGAAAAUAAAAUGUGUCUGAAGUUUAAAAUGUAUUAUAUUACAUAUAUGAAUACAUUUUUGUACUGAAUUUUAUGGGCAUGUAACCACAGUGCUUCUGAACAAAAACACCCACCAGAGACAGAAGUGUUUCAGCCCAACUGCUUUGUGUGUAAUGAAGUCCCCAACAUUUUACAGAUUUUUUUUUCUUGUGCUUUUAAGAUACUUCGAAAGAUAAGUGUGAUAGGAAUAUUUCAAUAUAUCUGUCACUGUUUUAUUGCCGUGUGGAGUAAAAGAAGUGUUCCCACUACCAUCAUAGAAAUUGAAUUAAAAGGUCGCUACACUAAAGAUGAAUGAUAAAUUAGGAUACUGAGAAUAUUUAUCUGGCCUCAAUAAAACUUUUUUUUUUUUGUAUUCACUGAAAAUAAAGCAUUUCAAUGUAAA